UUCGAUUUGAAAUAAUAUAGCGACAUUUUUGGAAGUCAAAAAGUCAUCUUGUGGUCAUGUUUGUCCUGUAUUGAUCACUGGAAGAGGGCGGGGGGCAUGGAAGUGGGUGUGGGGGGGGGGCUCCAAAGUUGAACUGCAAGCUUGGAGCAAAAGGAGGUUCCGACAGUGUACGAGAGGAGUUCUGGUGUUAAAUCUAAACAGGCCCGCAUCACGCCCUACGUGUGCGUGUGUGAAGUCGAGCUGCGAGCAGAUCCACGCGAGGCGACACAUCCACGACACUGAGCAGCCAGGGGGGAAAAGCGGCCACCAUGACGACGACAAGCCCCAAACCGCGCGGCAUAGUCCGGGAAGCCACCCACCAGAUUAUCGCAGGAGGAUCCGCAGGUCUGGUGGAGAUCUGCUUGAUGCAUCCUCUGGACGUUGUGAAGACAAGGUUCCAGAUUCAGAGGGGCACCAGCGACCCCACCAGCUACAAGAGUCUGGGCGACUGCUUCCGUACCAUUUUCCGCAACGAAGGAAUCUUUGGCUUCUACAAGGGAAUUUUGCCUCCCAUCCUGGCUGAGACGCCCAAGAGGGCGGUCAAGUUUUUUACCUUCGAGCAGUACAAGAAGCUGCUGAAUUUGACCCCUUUGUCUCCAGGCCUGGCACUGUCGGCCGCGGGACUCGGCGCGGGUUUGACCGAGGCGGUCGUGGUCAAUCCGUUCGAGGUGGUCAAAGUCAGCCUCCAGGCCAACAGAGACGCCUUCAAACAGCAACCGUCCUCGUUCGCUCAGGCCAGACGCAUCAUCAAGACCGACGGCUUCGGACUGAAGGGUCUGAACAAAGGACUGACGUCCACUCUGGGACGCCAUGGAGUCUUCAACAUGAUCUACUUUGGCUUCUACUUCAAUGUCAAGGAUGCCAUCCCCGCCAACCCGGACCCGACCUUGGAAUUCCUGAGGAAGUUCGCUAUCGGCCUGGCGUCCGGAACCAUCUCCUCCUGCGUCAACAUCCCCUGGGACGUGGCCAAGAGUCGCAUCCAGGGCCCGCAGCCGGUCCCAGGCCAGAUCAAGUACCGCACCUGCUUCCAGACCAUGGCGCUGGUUUACCGCGAGGAAGGGUACUUGGCGCUCUACAAGGGCUUGGUGCCAAAGAUCAUGAGACUUGGGCCAGGCGGCGCUGUGAUGCUGCUGGUGUACGAGUACGUGUCGGGAUGGCUGCAGAGGAACUGGUAAAAGACGCGCACGUCAACGUCCGAAAGCAAGUGCCUUUUGGGUUGGAUGACCCGAAUACCUCGAACGGAAAGGUAUCUUUCUUUUUAUGAAGCAUUUUCAACAUGAGUCCAAAUGCAAUAACACGCACGCAGUUUUUCAGUUCCACUUGCCUUUGUCUUUUUUUUUUUUUUGUUGUUUUUGUUUUCCUGAAUCGAUAAGUGCUUAAAGCGCUAUUUUGGAAGGAUUUUCUUCAAAGGUCCUGUGAAGCUUUAUUUCAAAUAGUCAAGAGAACCUUGACGUGUCUGUGUAACAUCUGCAAAUUGCCGUAGUAUGUAUACAGUAUGUCAUUAUCGAUAUUUUUGCAAUGUGAAUCAGCCAGUGUUCAGACAUGCAGUUGGGACCCACUUAAAAAAAAAAAAAAAAAAAAGCUCGAUGAAGUGCCUUUUGAAGUCAACUCUUGAACUCUGCAGUCUGUAUGUACACGUCUUUGUAACUCUGUCAACGUAUAUUUAUCGACACACAUACUGUAUAGAGAGCACAGUAACUUUUAGCUGUUGUAUUACUGAUUUUUUUUUCCAAAUGUUCCAAAUAUGAAUUUGUAGGAAUUGUCCUUUUUUUUUUUUUUCUUUUAAUAAAAGUGACGUGUUGCUGCAUCCAUUUCCAAAGAAUUGAAAACCAAACC
Hippocampus comes (tiger tail seahorse) is the source of this 1875-nucleotide messenger RNA. It is a transcript of the gene slc25a21, whose product is annotated as solute carrier family 25 member 21. Bases 309 to 1214 code for a protein of 301 amino acids. The record is from RefSeq and is a predicted model, not a curated record. NCBI's taxonomy places the organism in Eukaryota, Metazoa, Chordata, Actinopteri, Syngnathiformes, Syngnathidae. The transcript is spliced from 11 exons.